Messenger RNA from Tachysurus fulvidraco (yellow catfish), 1346 nucleotides. RefSeq names its product tripartite motif-containing protein 16-like. The record is from RefSeq and is a predicted model, not a curated record. The coding region runs from base 240 to 1148 and encodes 302 amino acids. Gene Ontology annotation, molecular function: protein binding. Lineage: Eukaryota; Metazoa; Chordata; Actinopteri; Siluriformes; Bagridae. The transcript has 6 exons.
UGGUAUGAAGUGUGAAAAGCUCAGACCAGUCAGUGCACUUUAAACAGCCAACAGUGUAACAAGAUUCUUAGAGCAUUUUAUACCUAAAGUUUACAAAGACCAUGUGAAAACUCUGUUAAAGAAUGAGUUAAAGGAGGAUCAGAUAAAAUCCCAGCAGAAGAUCCAGGAGAAGCAGAAGAAGGUGCAGGAGCUGAAACAGACUGUGGACAUUAUUAAGACACGUUCACAAGCAGCAGUAGAUGACAGUGAGAGGAUCUUUACUGAGAGCUCAGGAGAAAGCUGAAGUGAGUCGAGCUGAACGACUCCUGAAUCAACUGGAGCAGGAGAUUGCUGAUCUUAAGAGGAGAGUCACUGAGCUGGAGCAGCUUUCACACACACACAAUGACAUCCACUUCCUCCAGAGUUUCCCGUCUCUCUGUGUUUCUCCUGGAUGUGACGACUCACUCAGCUUCACUGUCAAUCAACAUCUCUCAUUUGAUGGAGUGAGGAAAUCUCUCUCAGUUCUGAAAAAACGAGUCGAGGAAAUCUGUGAGGAAGAAUUCAACAAAAUCAGACCAGAAGCUGCAGCAGUUCAGAUGGUUUUACCUUCAGAACCAAAGAGCAGAGAAGAUUUUCUGCAGUAUUUCUGUUAUCUGACUCUGGACCCAAACACAGCACAUCCUGAACUCAUUCUGUCUGAGAAGAACAGAGUGGUGACAUGGAGUAAGACACAACAGCGAUACUCUGAUCAUCCAGAGAGAUUUGACUCCUGGCCUCAGGUGUUGUGUAAGGAGAGUGUGUGUGGACGCUGUUACUGGGAGGUGGAGAGGAGCGGUGAUGUGUUCAUAUCAGUGUCAUAUAAAGAGAUCAGCAGGAAAGGACGGGGUGAUGAGUGUGUGUUUGGAUACAACAGUCAGUCCUGGAGUCUGGAGUGUUCUUCUUCCUCUGUCUCUUUCUGGCACAACAGCAUUAAGACUGAGCUCCGAGGUCCAUCAUCCUCCAGAAUAGGAGUGUAUGUGGAUCACAGUGCAGGAACUCUGUCCUUCUACAGCGUCUCUGACACCAUGAGGCUCCUCCACAGAGUCCACACCACAUUCACUCAGCCUCUAUACGCUGGAGUCAGGAUGUGGAGGUAUAACUCAUCUGUGAGGUUUUGUGAUCCAAAAUAAAAUGUUAGUAAAAGUUUUCAGUAAAAUUCUAACUGAGGUGUGAGAUUUAAUUUGUCCCUGAGCUACACUGGUCAUUUUGUGUGCAGAAACUGGAACAGUAAUGAAUGCUGAAUGUAGGAUGUUUCUAGAAAUAAGAAAUACUUUCAAACAGACUAUUUAACUGUAUGCACUCUUAGGAUGGAUUUAUUAUACAUGAUA